This is a messenger RNA of Dreissena polymorpha, 4734 nucleotides long. RefSeq names its product gamma-tubulin complex component 2-like. Bases 157 to 2979 code for a protein of 940 amino acids. Lineage: Eukaryota; Metazoa; Mollusca; Bivalvia; Myida; Dreissenidae. The record is from RefSeq and is a predicted model, not a curated record. The transcript is spliced from 29 exons. Gene Ontology annotation, biological process: meiotic cell cycle; cytoplasmic microtubule organization; spindle assembly. Gene Ontology annotation, molecular function: microtubule minus-end binding; gamma-tubulin binding. Gene Ontology annotation, cellular component: equatorial microtubule organizing center; centrosome; spindle pole.
AAGAUGGCCGCCACCAUUCAGCGGGAAUGUCAACAAAUGAAUUUUUGAAGCAAUAUAACUAACCAGAGACUUAUAUUGCAUGUAUAUUCACAGUCUUUUUAAGUUGGAUAGUGCCCAAUCAUAUAAACAAAUUAAGUAGUACAUACAGGCGAAGUCAUGAGUGAGUUCAAGGUGCACCACCAUGUCAGCGAGUUGAUGAAUCAACUGAGUGUUAGAUCAACAGAUACUGUUGGAGCGGAAGUGUAUACAGAAAUGCUGUUGAAAAAUACCACACCCUACAUCACCACAAAUGUUUCAGCAAAUCAGGCAAAGAGGAAAAUUGCAGAGUCUACAAAAACACCAAUUGAGUUUAUGGCUAAAUAUGAUGACUUGAAAUCAAAGAAUGUCCGAGACCUGGAUACUCUUGUCUUCUUUCUAUCUAAGCUGGAAGAUGAACACCAGGUGAAGGAGGUGCUGGAGACGAUAUUCAAGGAGCAUGCAGAGGCAAUAGGGGCCACAACUGCGCCCCAUGACAUCCCGACACAGUUACUUGCCCCUGGCUCGAAAUACACACCUCAGAAUCUGCUCGAGAUACAGAUGCAGCUAAAAAAGCUGAAGGAGGGCCCAGCGUUUUCUCAAGUAACAACAUCGGAAAUUCUACGGAAAGCACUUAGGGAAAGACCAAUUCAAAGAAACGUAAAUGUUCCCCACCAGCCUGACUGGCUGUUCCAGCGACCAGCCCUCACCAUGGACUUCAUUGUCGGCGUGGACGGACCCACAGACUCUAACAUUGUCCCCCUGGGCAGCCUGCCUACCAUGAUGCAGGAGCACGCCAUCCUGGAUGAUCUGCUGUGCUGCCUACAGGGUAUAGAGGGGAAGUACAUACUGGCUAGAGCCCUCACUGAGCGAUAUGCUCCAAAAGAAUUCAUGAUUGACCAAAGUCUAGAUGCCUCCCUGCAAGAAAUGGUGAAGAGAAUUUUGCCACUGGCUUCCAACUAUUCAACUGUGGUUAGGUUUAUUGAAGAGAAGUCAGCGUUUGAGUACGGCCUGGUGAACCAUGCCCUCAGCUCUGCCAUGCGCACCCUGAUCAAGGACUACAUGGUGCUGGUAGCACAGCUGGAGCAGCAGCUCAGACAUGGCAGUCUCUCCCUUCAGAAGCUGUGGUUUUACAUCCAGCCCUCAAUCAAAACCCUGGAUAUCAUGGCAUCUGUGUCGAACUCCAUUAACAGGGGGGAAUGUAUUGGUGGAGCCGUACUAAGUCUUCUGCAUGAAAAAACAUCAAGCUUUAUUGGGGAUGUGAAAGGGCAGGAACUCUGUCUGUACCUCACUCAGUCUGCCUGUGUUCCAUACCUUGAGAUACUGGAGAAGUGGAUAUAUAAAGGCACCAUAACAGACCCAUACUCUGAGUUUCUGGUGGUGGAGAAUGUCACUAUACAGAAGGAGAAACUUCAGGAGGAAUACAAUGAUGACUACUGGGAGCACCACUACACGAUCUGUCGUGAGAGGAUACCAGUGUUCCUGGAACAGAUGGCUGACAAGAUACUCAACACAGGCAAAUACCUCAAUGUGGUGAGACAGUGCGGUCGUGAUGUGCAAUGCCCCAGUGCAGAGGAGAUAGUGUACACGCUGAAGGAGAAGAAGUACUAUGAGCACAUAGAGCGGGCCUACAGCUACGCCAGCAAGCUACUACUGGACCUGCUCAUGGAGGAGAAGGAACUGCUUGCAAGAAUCAGGUCUAUCAAGCACUACUUCCUACUGGACAAGGGAGACUUCAUUGUUCAGUUCAUGGACAUGACGGAGGAUGAGAUGAAGCAGGACCUGGAGAACAUCCACUGUGUGAGGCUGGAGUCCCUGCUGGAGCUGGCACUGAGAACCAGCACUGCUAACGUGGACCCGUACAAAGAUGAUCUCAAAGUGGAUUUGCUGCAGUAUGACUUGAUCACACAGAUGUUCACAAUUCUUUCAAUUGAAACCAAUUUGGAAGGAGAUUACAAGAGAUACCGCAGUGAUCCCACGGACCUUCAUCUUUCUGGCCUCGAGUCUUUCACAUUUGACUAUGUGGUGAAAUGGCCUGUCUCUCUGGUCCUCAACAGGAAGGCUUUAACGAGAUACCAGAUGUUAUUCCGACAUUUGUUCUACACCAAGCACGUUGAGAGGCAACUAUGCAGUGUCUGGGUUGGUAACAAGACAGCCAAGAUGUACAGCAUUCAGUCUGCGCGCUGGUACUCGGCCGCCUUUGCCCUGAGACAACGCAUGCUCAACUUUGUGCAGAACUUUGAGUACUACAUGAUGUUUGAGGUUGUGGAGCCAAGCUGGCACGUCUUCCAGACCAACAUGAACACUGUCUCCAACGUGGAUGACGUGCUUGGUUUUCACUCUGACUUCCUCAACAACUGCCUCAAGGACUGUAUGCUGACCAAUCCCCAGCUGCUCAAGAUUGUACACAAACUCAUGAUGGUCUGCGUCACGUUCUCUAACUUCAUACAGAAGAUGCACAUUGAUAUAAAGAGGUUGGGACAUACCACGGAGGUCCAGAUGGACGCCCUGGUGGGAGAUAAACACCCCAGGGACUUCGCUGACAAGGGCAAGAGCUCAGAAAAACAUAAACAAAAAGCUAAGGUGCUCUCUGAACAUGUUGAUGACCUUGUCCGCAAUGAGAACUUUGAACGGACCAUUGCAAACUUUGAUGCCAACUUCUCCAGACUGUUGCUGGAGCUUCUAGACAGGAUUAUGGAGUUUUCACAGAGCAAUGAUGGGGUCAAGCUCCUCAACAUCUUAUACAGGCUGGACUUCAAUGGUUUCUACACAGAGAGGCUGGAGGCAUUGUCUGCAGAGAGAGCGGCAGCUCUCAACACCUCCACACACAGCUCAGAGUCAGGAUCUACCAGCUCAUGGCCGACCACUACAUUUACAACCACAAGACCAGAAAAUGUUCGCUACGUACCGGGCAAACAUUACAGUCGCCAGGGACCCCCAUCUAGCACUGGUUCAGUUGGCUGACAGAAGAGAUUACAUAGAGAUUUGUUUGAUGAAAUUGAACUAGAAUAAACUUUUUCAGUUUCUAGUGUUUUGCCAACUUAUUUAAUUUUAAAAAGGCGCUAAUGGGUUUUAUUACAGAUGGUUGAAACCCCUCCUUAGUUAUUUUGAAAAAAAAUAUUUCCAUUCAACAAAUAUUCCAAGAAUUACUAUGUGCAUCUGGGAAAAUUACCCAAAAAAGCCUUGUAUAAAUACAUAGGUUUAACAGCUUUACAUGCAUUAUUCAAGGGGGAUGGCUUUGUAAUAUUGCAGAAUAAGUUCAAUAUGAUUGGUAUUAUGUAGAAGCCCCGAUACAUAGAGAAUUGAGGGUAACCAGUCGGGGUGGCUUAUACAACUUUGAAGUUAUUUAGUAUGUUUAUUUAGAUUCACAGUAGAUAGAAACUCUGUACUUUUGUAUAAGUGCUUAGUUUGAAAAAAAUAUAAAAACAAAAACAACAAAAACUGUUAUGAAAUUUAAUUUCAAUAAAGGCUGAGAUUAUACAUUUUAUUCAGUGAAAUUUCACAGCUAUAUGGACCAUUAACGCAUAUUUUGAAUGUAAAGUCUUUAAAUUACCAAUAAUAUUUGCUUGUAUAUCUUUGUAUUUUUAAAUAAAACAAGACAAUUACAAAACAUUUAGUUAUAAGAUUAGUACUUGUAUUGUUUUUGCCCUGUCUGGUUUGUUUGUUGGUUUGUUUGUUUGUCCCAACUUUAACAUUUGCCAUAACUUUUGCAAUAUUGAAGAUAGCAACUUCAUAUUUGGCAUGCAUGUGUAUCUCAUGGAGCUGCACAUUUUGAGUGGUGAAAGGUCAAGGUCAUCCUUCAAGGUCAAAGAUAUGGGUCAAAAUCGCUCAUUUAAUGUACCCUUUUGCAAUAUUGAAGCUAGCAACUUGAUAUUUAACAUGCAUGUGUAGCUCAUGGAGCUGCACAUUUUGAGUGGUGAAAGGUCAAGGUCAUCCUUCAAGGUCAAAGGUCAUAUAUAUGUGGACAUAGUGUUUCACAAACACAUCGCUUGUUUUUGGUAUUACAAUUAACAUAAAAUGGCAAAUGCCUAUUUGUUUUUACAUUAUUAAGAGAACCAUUUGCUAAAAGUGUCAUGUUAGCCAUGAACAGACAGAAAUGAGCCUGAAAAUCAACCUGUGAAAUGGUCCGAAAGUUUACCCCUAAAUCUUUCUGAAACAACAUCUUUUAAACCUUUUUAAAGAUCUUAAAUCUCAUUUACCCGCUUAUUCUUGAAAACAAUCAUAUUAUAGAUACCCAUUCAGCAUUCAUAUACUUGAAACAUCAUCAUUUUAUACAUCAGCGUAAAUUGACAUUGUAUAUGAAAGGGAACCUUUGUAGCUUAUCCCUAACAUUGAUGUUAAUUCUCUAUUCAAUUUUUUUUUUUUUAAAUGUAAGUAAAUUAUUAAAAUAUGUGCCUGUUUUUAUUGAACACUGGAUAAGUUGAUGUUUACUUGUAAAUAAUGUACAUAGUUGUUAUUUAAUUAUAUUUUCAUUCAAUGAAUUAGUUCCAUUGUUUGUCUGAUAAAAUGCAAAUAUGCAGCGUACAUGGUCAGAAAAUUAAUGUAAAUUGCUUUAAACAAUUUGAUUGUUUUUGACAGAUUUAUAAUGCCUAUAGGUAUUAGUAUUCUGUUCAUUAAGAAAUCUUGUUGAUACAGUGACCCUUAUUUUGUUAAGUGAUGUGCGUCAUUUUAAAAUCAAAAUGUAUAUAUAGGAGUCAUGCAAUAAAUUAUUUAUGACUA